Peniophora sp. CBMAI 1063 is the source of this 1953-nucleotide messenger RNA. NCBI's taxonomy places the organism in Eukaryota, Fungi, Basidiomycota, Agaricomycetes, Russulales, Peniophoraceae. The record is from the annotation of a GenBank genome assembly.
AUGCUUCCCCCGAGGCCGAAACCGCGCUCUGCGCUCGAUGCCGAACAAGCCGCUCCGCGUGCUAUGCCUACACCGACAUUCGCCGCGGGUGCACCACGACCGAAAUAUCUCAGUACUCACUCUGAUUCGUCUGCAUCUUCAUCGUCUUCUUCUCCCUCGACGGGUUAUUCUCCUGCCUCCGCACGGGCAGGCGGCUACGCACGUGCCGCAUAUGCUCGUCCGCCAUCAGUAGCAAGCACAAACUCUACCUUCAGCACACCGUCCAUCGGUAGUUCAGCAUACCCUAAGAGGGAACAUGUAAACGCCAAUAGCCCAACGACUGCUAAAUACGCCUACUCUCCGGGAUUCCUGUCUUCAUGGGGCUCAAUGGCCGAUUACAAGGAGGAGGACGACUUGUUACAUCGUCCUGACCCGACCCGGGACUACCAGAUCGACCGAGGAGGCAGCUUCCUGACCCGCCGCGGAUUCGCCAAUCUUGGCUGCCUCCUCGUACUCGUCGCGGGACUGCUCGGCCUCUUUGUACUAUUCCCGGCCUUGACGUUCUUCUCCAAGGUCCCCCUCAGUGCACUAGGCCUCGCCUCGCAAUCAGCAGCAGCCCAGGCAUCCUCACAGGUCAGAGGCACUGCGUUCGGGCGUGCGAAAGUGGACACGGCCACCCCGCUGGACGCCCACUCGCGCACAAGCUUCCAUGAUCCCACUCAGCAACUCCAGCUCGUCUGGAGUGACGAGUUCGAAGUCGAGGGCAGGUCGUUCUAUCCUGGAGACGACCCCUUCUGGGAGGCUGUCGACUUGAACUACUGGCAGACGGGUGACCUUGAGUGGUAUGACCCGGCAGCAAUCACCACUCGCAACGGAAGCCUCGAGAUCACUCUCUCCAUUCAACAACGGGAGAAUAACCAUGGCUUGAUCUACCGCAGUGGCAUGCUCUCGACCUGGAAUAAAAUGUGCUUCAGCGGCGGUCUCGUGGAGACGAGCGUCUCGCUUCCCGGCUUCAACGAUAUUGUCGGUCUGUGGCCAGCCGUGUGGACGAUGGGAAACCUCGGUCGUGCCGGUUAUGGUGGUUCGCUCGAGGGCAUGUGGCCGUACUCAUACGACUCGUGCGAUGUUGGCACGAUGCCGAACCAGACUUUCAACGGACAACCCGCCGCCGCACUCGAAGUUGGCGAUCCCGCGAACGGGAACGUGCUGUCGUUCUUGCAGGGUCAGAAGCUCUCCCGUUGCACCUGUGACGGCGAGAAACACCCUGGCCCCAAGCACGACGAUGGCACAUACGUUGGUCGCAGUGCCCCCGAAAUCGACAUCAUUGAGGCGACGAUGGGCGGCGCACCUCUCCAUGGUCAAGUCUCGCAGUCCCUCCAAGCCGCGCCAUUCAACUUCAACUACACCAUCAACGGCGACAAUGGAGCAGCGGCUGUUGCAGACGACACCAUCUCCGAGAUCAACUCCUACCGCGGUGGCGUAUUCCAACAGGCUGUAUCUGCGCUAACCGAUACGGACCAGACCGCAUACGAGCUCAAUGGUGCUGGAUACUCCGUCUAUGGUUACGAGUACAAGGGCGGGUUUGAUGACGCUUACAUUGCGUGGAUCUCAAACAACAAGGUAUCCUGGACGCUGCUAUCCGAGGCCAUCGGCGCGGAUGAGGAAGUCGGUAUCAGCGCGCGCUCGAUUCCUCAAGAGCCGAUGUAUGUCAUCGCCAACCUUGGUCUCUCGCCGAACUUCGGUACCCCGGAUUUCACGCACUUGAAGUUCCCCGCCACGAUGCGUAUCGAUUACGUUCGCGUCUACCAGCACCCGGACCAGAUCAACGUCGGGUGCUCGCCCAAGGACUUCCCGACCGAGGACUACAUCAACGAGUUCAUCGGCGCGUACACGAACCCGAACUUGACCACCUGGCGCGACGACUUUGGCCAGCCGUUCCCGAAGAACAGCUUCGCCGGUGAAUGCUCUGCUUGA